Yarrowia lipolytica CLIB122 is the source of this 1338-nucleotide messenger RNA. RefSeq lists its product as uncharacterized. Gene Ontology annotation, cellular component: fungal-type vacuole; cell periphery. Gene Ontology annotation, biological process: positive regulation of catalytic activity. The record is from RefSeq and is a predicted model, not a curated record. Lineage: Eukaryota; Fungi; Ascomycota; Dipodascomycetes; Dipodascales.
AUGGGCGCAUCGUCUAGCGGUGAGAUCCCGUUUCCAACCUACUCGUCGCCGCCCUCCAAGCCUCGCUCCAGAGCGAUUUCAGGGGGCACCACCGGAGUAUCGUCUCGAAGAAACACGUCGUCGUCUUCGAGGUCGCAACAGUACGAAACCAACUACAAACAUGUGGCAAGUACCAUCCCGGUGUGGCUCAUCGAAGAUAUUGGCGACCAGGAACUCUCACCGCAGGUCAACAACUCCAACUCCUUCCAAAACGACAGUGACCGUAUCACGGAGAUUGCCGAGGGAGACUCGGACAAGGCCAUUUCCGACGUGGACAACGGUGAGGGUGCGGCACCCACUCUGAAUUGGAGACGGCGUCUGCCCACUUCCUCUUUCAACUUUGCUUCACCACAAACCACAGCUCUACGGCCCCUGCAGGGAGUGCUGGUGGCCCCGCUAAAACUGCAUACCCACAUUUUCCGCCACCACCGACUCAAGUACGUGCAGGGCGAGUCCAAAAACAGAUACGUGGAAACCAACCCCCAUUAUGAAUGGGGCACUUUUGCUAACAAGGUCAUUCGACGAGACGUUCUGGGCAAUGAAGAGAUUGUGGAUGUGUCGGAGCUGGAGGGCCAGUACGACUUUGAGUCAAAGUACGGCGGCGACGACCAAGGCCAAUUGGGAUCCACGUCGUGGUUCCUGAAACGAAAGCUCAAGGGCUUCAUCAGCUUGUUCCGAAACAUUGAGGACGACGACAAAUACAAACGAGGCGCGGAUCUCAACUUCCGGGAGUUUGUGUCCGAGAAGUCGCGGCAAUCGUGGAAACCAAAGUUCUACGUCAUCUUGCUCAACGACCCCUACGUGCCUCUGACGUUCCGAACCAUCAUGUUCUCUCUGUCAUGCGUGGCUCUGUCUCUAUCUGCAUCUGUCUUUGUGCAUUCGAAGAAUAACACGCCGAUAUCCAUUCCCCAGCAGCCGUCGACGAUUAUGGCCAUUGUGGUGCAGUCCAUUGCACUGGUGUACAUUGUGUACAUUACGUACGACGAGUACUCGGGCAAGCCUCUGGGUCUUCGAGAUGCCGGCUCCAAGAUCCGACUCAUCAUGUUGGAUCUCUUAUUUAUUAUUUUCUCAUCCGCAAAUACGGCUCUUGCAUUUAACACCAUGUGCGACAAACGGUGGGUCUGUCGUACCGACCACGAUCUCAGUGACCCGGACCCUAUGCCCUACAACUACGCCAUGUGUUCACGGCAGAAGGGUCUGGUUGCGUUUCUGCUCAUGAUUCUCUUUUCGUGGGUCUCCACUUUUAGCAUUAGUAUCUUCCGUCUGGUAGAGCGUGUUGCUGGAGACAAGCAGAACUAG